GCCUGCAUGUGAGCUUGAGCUGUUGUUUCGGCUGGCAGCAGCAGCGGCUGCUGCUGCUGCUUGCCGCCCGCUCCCUCUACGAGGCGCGGCGAUGGCUGCAUCUCCUGCGUUUCCUGCUGCUGGUGCACCGCUCUCGGUCAAUGAAAGCUAGCAGAGAGAAAGAAGGGCGAUGGCUGCAAAGCCCAAUGCGGACUGGAUCAGCCUCAGCAGCAGUGUAAAGAAUAAGGCAGGAUUAUCGGGGCUGCCUCUCUGCUGGAGACUGUACUUUGCUAGAGCUACAGAAACUAUGAAGAGGUUACACAGAUAAUGGAUGGUUUCUGAGGGCCUGGAAGUAAGGACGUCCACUUCACAGUCUGGCAGGUGCCAACCACUUAAUCUUGAGGAAGAAACCUGAAUUUAAAUUAUUUUGAGUUCCAAAACUCUGUUUCUCAGAAGGAAUCGUGCCACUGAAGUCAAUAACGUGACAUCAGUAACAUAAAAGAAUCAGCUGGAGAAGAAAGAAGUGUGGACUGUUUUUAAAUCUUUCCUUUGUCAGAGAGAUUCCCCUGCCCCACAAAUACUUCCAGAAGAUGCCAGCCAAGACGCCCAUCUACCUGAAAGCCGGCAAUACUAAGAAAGGAAAAAAAUUCAAGCUGAGAGACAUUUUGUCUCCUGAUAUGAUCAGCCCACCUCUCGGUGAUUUUCGCCACACAAUUCAUAUUGGGAAAGAAGGACAGCAUGAUGUGUUUGGAGACAUCUCCUUUCUGAAAGGCAAUUAUGAGCUUUUACCUGGGAAUGAGGGAGAAACAGCCAGCCAAUGUGAAGGGCACAAUGAGUUCUUAAGGGCAAACAGCACCUCUGACUCCGUGUUUACUGAAACGCCUUCCCCGGUGCUCAAAAAUGCCAUAUCACUUCCUGCCAUCGGUGGUUCUCAAGCCCUCAUGCUGCCCUUGUUGUCACCGGUGACAUUUAAUUCAAAGCAGGACUCUUUGGGGCCAUUAAGGAAUCCCAGGCAUAGCUGUGAGCCCGUAAUGGAAGAAAAGUUGCAGGAGAAGAGCAAACAGUUGGAGAAUGGGAAAAUAUACAAAGAUGACAUCACAUGGGAGCGGAGCAUCCCGGCAUCACAUUAUGCUAAUGGGAGAGACAGUCAUUCAUCCAGCCUUUCGGAACAAUACAGUGAAUGGCAAACGGAGGAGUUAUUUGACAGCGACCAUCUUUCAUGUGAUCUAAGCAAGACACAGACUAAAUCAGAAGACCCCCUUUCAGAUCUUGCCGAGCCUCUCUUUUCUUUGCAACUUGACCUCGGGCCCUCACUUUUGGAUGAAGUGCUUAAUGUAAUGGACAAAAACAAAUCAUAGAACUACUUGUGCUUUUGACCUCCAUUUUUCAUAUGAACACAGUUGAAAUGUAUGGGCAUCAUCCAGCCAAAAUUACAUUUAAGACUGCAGUCGUCUACAUAAUUUGUGAGUAAGCCUCAUUGAAUUCAGUGGGCCUUAUUUCUGAGUAAAUACACAUAGCAUCAGGCUGCAUAUCCAUUUAUUUCAAUAUGCGAGUUAAGCACAUGUUUGUAUUUCACCUGUUGAAAAUCAGCGGGAUUGAAAAGUGCUUGUUUGGAUUGUGCCCUCUCUGUGUAUAUAUACAAUAUCAGUUCUCUUUGUAGUUGAUACUUUUUCUAAAAAUACAAAGGACUUGAAAUUAUUUUUUUACAUAAUUUCCAUGAUUUUUUUUAACAUGGCAAAUGUCUCAAAACAAGAAGGCAUAUUUUAACAACACAGUUUUUGGCAGAAUUAAAAUGUAUUCAAAGAACCAAGACUUGUCAACGUAAUACUUGGGUGGAUUCUGUAUGUUAGGACCAUUAUCUUAAUUCAUUUUCAGGAACUUUUCUGUAAAGGAUCUUGUGUAUACCAGGCAGAAAAUUUAUGAAAUGAAGGUUAAAUGUUAAUUAACUUACUUAAUAUGUAACUCCUCCUCUUCUCAGAAUGAUAGGGAUUUCUUUUAAGUAUUAGCAUUGUUUUUCAUUCUGGCUGCACGGUUAUCAUUCAGUGUUAUUGCAUAGUUCUGUGCUCAAAUGGGAAUGGCUUUUUUCCCUGUUCAGUUAUUAUGGGAUGUAUAUGUAGCCAAUGCAAACUGGUGCCAUUGAAGUUACUAGAGCCUCCUGUGUGAGCUCCUACCCCAAUAUAUAUUCAACAUAAGACAAUCCAGUCUAAAAAGAUGAACUGUAGUGGCAUUUAAGUUAUUAUAGGAGUUGAACUCUAUUUUUAUGUACAUCAAACUUUCUACAGCAAGCUCUACACAGACACACACGCGGAUUGCACCAGAAAGCUGUUGCUUGGCACAUUCUCGGAGAACCUUUGUAUAAAAUGUAUAUUUGUGCGUGUGUGCAGAAAAUAGGUAUUUGAUCCUUUAGCUUUGUUCCUUCAGUUAUUGACAUUGACACACAAAUGUUUAAAACUUUGGAAUGGUUUAUUUUAUGUUUUUAGAGAAGCACUGGCUACUCGCAACGCUCAAAGGAGAUUGUGCUGUAGCAGAUGGUACUCCUGCUAACUGGGCAAAGAGGCACCUUUUACCGUGGUGAUUCUCUUUAUUUAGCAGGGGGAGAGUAACUGGCCCUAUCCACACCCAGCACAGUACUUCCAGUGACUGUUGCUGGUGUGUGUAUUAUGUUUGUUUUUAGAAUGUGAGCCCUUUCGGGACAGGGAACCAUCUUAUUUGUUUAUCUCUUUGUAAACCGCCCUGAGCCAUUUUUGGAAGGGCGGUAUAGAAAUCGAAUUAAUAAUAAUAAUAAAUAAAUAAUACUCCAGGGGAUAUAGAGAUGUCCCUGCUUUGCGUAGAUACUUUGUGCAAUACAAUAAAGAAUAAAUGUGGAAAA
Molecule: messenger RNA, 2848 nt
Organism: Hemicordylus capensis (graceful crag lizard)
Lineage: Eukaryota; Metazoa; Chordata; Lepidosauria; Squamata; Cordylidae
Gene: CDC42EP3
Product: CDC42 effector protein 3
Exons: 3
Coding region: 570-1337 (255 amino acids)
Source: RefSeq, a predicted model, not a curated record